Messenger RNA from Closterium sp. Naga37s-1, 633 nucleotides. The record is from the annotation of a GenBank genome assembly. NCBI's taxonomy places the organism in Eukaryota, Viridiplantae, Streptophyta, Zygnematophyceae, Desmidiales, Closteriaceae.
AUGGCGCUCCGGUGCGCAAGUCCUCUGCUCUCUACCGUCCCCACCUCCACCACCCGCCUUGUCGCCACUCAAACACAAGCUUCGGACUUAAUUCAGAAACCCUCACUUCAUAUAAACAUUCCUGGCUCUUCCUCCCCGCAACUCGCGGUCCGCGCGAAACACGCCUUUCCAUCCAAACCUUCGCAAGUCGGAUUACAGACGCCUCUCGACCGGUCCUUAUUCGGAAGAAGCGGGGGGGGCGGGGGGGGAUGGCGCGCCGGCACGCGCAGAUGGGAUGGGCUCCGCGCAGGCGCGAGCAGCGGUAAUCCCACUGCGAAUGGCGGCGGGAAUCCCGGAGGAUACGCGUAUGGUUACAGCAACCGGCCGCCACCCAAGCCCACACCGACUUAUGAAGAGCAGUUGGAGCAGCGAAUGCGGGAGGUGAUGAGCAUGCCAGGGGACGUGGCAAGGCGGCUAUGGCGCCUCAUCACAGAACAGCCCGAGGAGUUCCGCCUUGUCCGCUUCCCCUCCUGGAAAGAGAUGAUCACUGUGACAUUGCUCACAUUCCUCUUUAUUGUCGUCCUCAUCAUUUUCAUCUCAUCUGUUGACUCUGUGUUGGCACGGGUGCUCACUCCCCGCUUCAAGCCUGCAUAA